Messenger RNA from Coffea arabica (coffee), 1314 nucleotides. The record is from RefSeq and is a predicted model, not a curated record. Lineage: Eukaryota; Viridiplantae; Streptophyta; Magnoliopsida; Gentianales; Rubiaceae.
AUGAAGAGAACAAAGGAGGUUCGAAGGCUCAUCCCGAUCCCAUCUGCAACAGGGAUCAACAUUGUUUAUAUCACUCCUUCAAAGACGUGUGAUUGCACGCACACCCCGACACAGCAGAAAUUCCAAGUGAUUGAUCCCUGGGCCUUUGGUCACCCUUUGCUCUCCACUCCAUUUUGCAUCACCGUCUACUUCCACGGUGUUGAUAGUUGGGAAGUUGCAGCAAUCGCCAACAAUGGUAGAGGAAGAGAUAUUGAGCUCGAUGACAAGAUGAGAGAAUUGAAGCAGUUCGAUGAAACCAAGGUAGGCGUAAGAGGACUCGUGGAUUCUGGGGCAGCGAAGAUCCCAAGAAUUUUCAUCUGUCCACCUGAGAGUCGUCAGAGGCUAGAAGAACAACCAGAGAUGCAGGCAGCAACAGUCCCCUACCGCAGGGCUGAAAUUGUUGAUGAAAUCCGUCAGGCAUUGCAGACCUGGGGUUUCUUCCAAAUGGUUAAUCAUGGGAUUCCCACCGGUGUGUUGGAUAACUUGUUGAGAAGCACCAGGGAAUUUCACGAGCAACCGAAGGAAAUGAGGAUGGAAUUCUACACCCGAGAUUGUACCAGGAAGGUGAAAUAUUAUUCCACGGGGGAUCUUUAUCAAACCAAAACUGCCCAAUGGAGAGAUACCCUGUCAUGUGACUUCGACGACACCAGCAAAAUCGAUCUGGGGAGCUUCCCUGAAAUUUGCAGAAACGAAAUUGGAGAUUAUCUCAAUCGCUUGCAUGGAUUGAAAAACCUGCUGGCUGAAUUAUUGUCUGAAGCACUAGGCCUAUCCAGCAACCACCUUGCCAGUUUGGAAUGCUUCGACAUCCAGAGACUUUUAUGUCAUUAUUAUCCACCAUGUCCAGAGCCUGACUUGACCAUAGGCAUAAUGAAACACUCCGACCCGUAUAUCCUCACAAUCCUCUUGCAAGAUAACAUUGGUGGUCUCCAAAUCUUGCACAAGAACCAAUGGGUGGAUGUAACUCCUGUUCAGGGAUCCCUUUUGGUAAACGCUGGAGAUCUAUUGCAGCUGAUUACCAACGAUCAUUUCAAGAGUGUGGAACAUAGAGUAGUAGCUACAAGAGCUGGUCCAAGAAUUUCAGCUGCAUGCUUCAUUUACCCAAGAAACAAGAAUCAAUCCAAGCCAUACGGGCCAGUGAAGGAGCUUCUAUCCGACAAGAAUCCGCAGAAAUACAGGGAAACCAGCUUCCUUGAUUACAUCCACUAUUUUGGUUCUAAAGGCCUUGAUGGUGUCAAGGCCCUUCCUCAUUUCCAAUUGAUAAGCGCAAACGAGUAG